UUAUCUGGUAGAAUAAACUGUUUGCAUUGCAAAUAAUGGGAGAAGCUCUGUUUAUCAUUGCAUAUUCCAUUAUUCCACUAUAAUAUGACAUCUACUUCUGUUUUAUCGAGGACUGAAGUUUGAGGUGAAACAGAAUGACAUUUCAAAAUUGUCAGGUGCUUCAAGAAUAAAAGAAUACAGUAUCAUUGCAAUGUCUACCAUAAUUUGGUUAGAACUGGGCAGGGAGGGGUAGCAGCCCAAUCUGAAUCUUCUGUGAAGAAGAACCCAAAAAAGCUACAGAUAAACCCAAUGAAAGACGCCCCCAGGGGAGCCCGAGAGGUUGGGGGGAGAAUGAGCACCCCAAUAGGACAGACCUAAUAACAAUGACCAAGGCAAAUGGAUUGUCGACGAUGAGAGAGAGAUGCAUUUGUAGCAAGGUUUGUAAGAACAAGUGCUUAUGCUGGUGAGAUGCGGGAGGAGCCCGGCCUGGAGUUACCCCACAGAGCCCAGAACCUCCAAAUGCCAGAAGCUUCUGUCCCAAGCAACAUAGUUGAACAGUGCCAGAUCAAGUGGUCCCCAGCCAGCAACAAGAAACAGUGGCUCCAGUUCGAUGGGGAUGUGGCAUAGAGUUGACAGCCAAGGGAGAUGUUGACAGACGGCUUCAGACAAUUACCACCUUCAUUGUCAGCUUGGACCAAAUAGCAACAACUUUACUGAGGGCAGAUGUGGUCCUUUCUUCAGUGUCCUUGAAGCAGGUUGUCCUCAUCGAGUUGACAGUUCCCUGGGAGGACCGCAUUGAGGGGGCAAAUGAGCAGAAGCGGGCCUGGUGCCGGGAGCUGGUGGAGCAGUAUCGGAGGCAAGGCUGGAAGGCUCACUGCGAGCCCAUCGAAGUAGGGUGCAGGGGUUUUACCGGCCGCUCACUCUGCAGAGUCUACACCCUACUUGGCAUCACUGAGGCUGGUAAGAGGAAAGCUAUCGGGACCAUCACAGAGGCUGUUGAGAGAGGCUCCAGAUGGCCAUGGAUCAGGAGGGGUGAUCCAUGGGCCAAUGCUGUUGGGACACAAGCUGGGGUCUGAUCGACCCUGGCUGGAUCACCUGGGCAAGGAUGUAUGAUGUUGAAAGACCCGAAACACCCAACGACCCCAGGUUACAUCACUGAUGAUCUGUCCCAGCGCAUCUGCGGAAUAUAUCUUAGAAUCAUCCAUCUCUUUAUCUGGUUAGUUUUUAAUUGGUGGACAACAGUAAUAUAGAAACUACUGCUAUUCAAUUGAAGAAAACGGAGGAGGGAUUGGGUGUUAAAUAAAUAUGUUUUAGGAAAGACCAGAAAUAUGCUUAAUCAGUCAAUCAAAUCAUUUUAGUGGCCUUGGUGCCAUGAUUACUAAGAAUGCUUUUAUGGCAAGAUAUAACCUUGUACUUUGCAAGGUGGCACAUUAAUUUUUUUUAAAUUUCUAACUCUAAAGGGUGAGUUGCUAGUUAAGACAUAGAUAAAACUUAAGCCCUAAAUUGUUCUGACACAGCUGUUAUUUUAGCAUUGAUAUUAAACAAUUUAUUUUAAACUAGUUAAUAUCCCUGCAACAUUCAUCCACAAAUAUCCCCAUUUAUUGGGCCUGACAAUGAUUAAUUCUGUUUAGUUUUUUGAACUGUACAUGUUUCCGGCAGAUUUAUCAUCUAUCCUAAUUUAUUUCUUUCAGAAAUGGUGGUGAGCUUUUUCAUAGGGAUUUCCAAACUUUAGACCCAUAACAAUGAAGGAAUAGUUAAAUAUUUCUAAAUCAGGAAGUUGUGUGAUGUGAAAGAGAACAAAUGUUGCCUGCCCUUUACCCUUGGCGGUGGAAGUGGCAGGACUGGAAGGCUCAAGUACAAGACAUUGUUCCAACUAUUGGAUUCAGCAUAGAGAAUUUCAAGACCUCAGGCCUAUCUUUUACAGUGUUUGAUAUGUCUGGCCAGGGAAGAUACCGGAACUUAUGGGAACACUAUUAUAAGGAAGGCCAAGCCAUCAUUUUUGUUAUUGAUAGCAGUGACAAGUUAAGGAUGGUGGUUGCGAAAGAAGAACUUGACACGCUUCUGAAUCAUCCAGACAUUAAACACAGACGAAUACCAAUUUUGUUUUUUGCAAAUAAGAUGGACCUCAGAGAUGCUUUGUCAUCUGUUAAGGUUUCUCAGAUGUUGCGUUUAGAAAACAUCAAAGAUAAGGCAUGGCAUAUUUGUGCUAGUGAUGCGUUAAAAGGAGAAGGACUACAGGAAGGUGUUGAUUGGCUCCAAGAUCAAAUCAAAGCAAUGAAGACGUGAAAAAUCAAUCUUACGCAAAGGCUUCUGAUACGACAUGAAGCAGAAUGUGACUUGACACAACUCAAGAAUUAAAUUUGUCCCGGAUGCAUCUUAGCAUGUUGUGGAUUAAGCUUUAAUCUGUCUUUAAAAUGUAUUCUUAAGAGAGAAAGAAUAAUGUACAUAGUCAAAGUAAUAAUGUGUACUAUUUUUACAUAUUGUAGAUUUUGCUAAGAACCAUAUUAAGAAAUUAAACAACAGGUCUGAAAAGAGUACUUUUUGCUCAAACACUAACAAAUGAAAACCCUUUGAGAAAUUUACUUCUAAUAUUUCUGGAUUAAUCAGAAGUGCCAUGUAUAAAGAGUAUUUAUUUGCUUGCUACAACCCAGUCACUAAGAUGGAGUAGCCUCAUGCAAUCACAAGCUGCUUUCUGCCAAACAAUAAGGAUCAUAUCAUCAGACCUUACUGUGUGUUCCCUGAGUCCUUGGCAACCACUUUACAACCCACUGUCAGGUUAGUCUGGAAUUUGUUUACCAGUGUUCUAAUGAGCUUUGAAAAGACUGAACAAAAAGUGUGAUUAAUCUAGGACUGGUGUGACUAAAUGGUCGAUGGUCAACGUAGACUUGGUGAGCAUGUGGGGCCUGUUGUUCGUUAUUUUCUUGUCUCUUUGAGAAGGGAGUCAGUUUAAAACUCUUUAUGCAAUUAAUUUAUCCAAAACAUCAAAAUACUAGAAUAAAAAUUCUAUUGGAUUUGCCAUGACCUUUGACAAAAAAAUGUUCAGUAAAAUAUUUCUACUCCAAGCUUGAUGUUUUCUCUGAAUGUAUAGUUCUAUAGAGGAUGGUGGAGACAAUAGGAAUAUUGAAGAUCUCUUGAGUCUAUUUUUUAGGUCACUCAAACUAAACACACUUUUGUGAUCCGCAUUGCAACUCCACGAAUCUUUAAAGAGUUUAUUAUUGAAUAUAUUUAGGGAAAUAGGAAAUCAGAUCUAGUAAAGAGCUAUGCUUGUAGUUGACCUAAGCUAAUCUUGCAAACAAAAAAUAAACUAAAGCAAGGUGCAUAGUGGUAAUUAAGCUUUGUUUUAAUCAUCAGAUGUGACUUUUGAAAGAGUGAAGUGUAUGGCACUGUAGAUAGCCCAUUUAUAAAUGGGAAAGAAAGCUAUGUUGAUCAUUGAUUCAAUAGUUAGAGGUGCAAGCAAGGGAUUUUGCAGCCAUGGAUGUGUUUCCAGGAUUCUUUGUUACUUUCUUAGUACCAGAUUUUAAAUAUCAGAUGUACUGUAGAAUAUACUGAACAGGAAAGAUAAAAAUACAGAAAUGCAACUGGUUACAUGAGCUGAAAUAGAGAUGAAGCCCUGCAGGCAGAUUAUUAGGAGCCAGCAAAAAACCAAAAUCCUCAAAUAAAUGUAUGUGUGUUUCUUUGAGUGGAACAGGCUACAUCAUAACUAGUGCCAGUUUAGGGAAGUUUGUGUAUGUCAUUGGGCAAGAUUUUAGCUACUUUAUUUUGUAGCUGCGGAUAAAGCAUAACUGUAAAGCCCUCUUGGCAGUUUCACAAUCCUGGUUAGGGUUUUUCAGAUGGAUUUAUAAAACAGAUGGAUAGCGUGGUUAAUGAAACACUAAGCUGUGAAAAGUGGAGAAAGCUCAUCUAACGAACAGGACUCAUUGUACUGGAUGCGAACUGUAGAUAUCCAAACAGUUAAAAUAAAGUUAAUUCCUGAUUCAGCCUUGAUUAUUGGCCAGCUUGCAGCUUAAACAGUGGAGUUUUUAAAGGUUUCUGGUGUCCACUGAAAAAGCUUGUAUUAACUGCUUUAAAGAUCCAUGUUUUCAGAUUCAUAAAGCCGGUGCUUCCAGGGAGGCUCCAUGUUUAGUAUGUUACCUAUGUUAGAGUACAGUAAAGCCAAUAAAUCUUUGGCACUUAUAGUAUUUACUCAGUCGGACUGCAUCUAUAAUGCAAAUUACUAAUAUUUGACUAGUAGAAAGGAACUUGCAAUACUAGAGAAAGGGUAGAAGUAUGGAAAUGACUCUCAAAGGAUGCAGAAUAUACCACCGUGUGCUGCUCAUUAAGUUCGUUAGUGAAGGUGAUGGGUUCCUUUGACAUUAAAGCUUUAUUUAA
This is a messenger RNA of Hypanus sabinus (Atlantic stingray), 4347 nucleotides long. It is a transcript of the gene arl6, whose product is annotated as ADP-ribosylation factor-like 6. Gene Ontology annotation, molecular function: GTP binding; GTPase activity. The coding region runs from base 1780 to 2265 and encodes 161 amino acids. The transcript is spliced from 7 exons. NCBI's taxonomy places the organism in Eukaryota, Metazoa, Chordata, Chondrichthyes, Myliobatiformes, Dasyatidae. Gene Ontology annotation, cellular component: cytoplasm; axoneme. The record is from RefSeq and is a predicted model, not a curated record. Gene Ontology annotation, biological process: intracellular protein transport; protein localization to cilium; vesicle-mediated transport.